Ceratina calcarata is the source of this 1165-nucleotide messenger RNA. RefSeq lists its product as uncharacterized. Lineage: Eukaryota; Metazoa; Arthropoda; Insecta; Hymenoptera; Apidae. The record is from RefSeq and is a predicted model, not a curated record. The coding region runs from base 370 to 1152 and encodes 260 amino acids. The transcript is spliced from 2 exons.
AACAAGAAAUAAUAUUUAAAUAACGCCAUUGUCACUAUAUGUUAUUGUCAACAAUGUCAACUUACGUAAGAGAACUACCAUUAUAGAUAUUAAGAGUAUGAUGUGCAUUUGUUUCCUAGUUGAUAAAACUAAUUAUUUACAAGCAUAAGCGCGUGGAAACAUAUCUUAAAGUUGGUGGGUCGUAUUCGUAUGUUCGUAUGUAUCUGCAUUUCAGUAUUUCAAAUCCUUUUACGACGUUCUAUGGGAAUAUAUCCAGGAAUUUGCUCAUCUUCUAGUUUAUUAUUUCGAAAAACUUUCUUUUAUAGUAAGAUAUUAGUGUAAAAGACAGUUUUAAUAUAUUUGUCAGAAUUGUGAUUUAAUAAAAUUAAUAUGGAUAAUAGCGAGGUAGAUUUGUCUUCACAAAGUGACUCUGUAUUAAGUACUGCUUCAAAUACAAAAUAUUGUGAUGAGAUAUCACCGAAAGAGCAGUUUUUACUGCAAAUUUUGCGCAGAGGAAUGUUGGAAACAUAUGAAGAGAACACAGCGUUCGGAAAGGAACUAAUGUUGUUACUGAGUAAAUUAAAUUUGGAACCACAAACUUUGCCAAAUGAUAUCAAAGAAGGAUUGCAAAAAAUAGCUUUAAUAUUAAAACAUGAGAAAUUAUCUGAUAUUGAUGAUGUUACAUUAAGUAUAAUAAGUGAAAGAAAGAAAAUAGAAGAGAAGAAAAGGAUACAUGAAGAGAAACAUUUGGCCCUAUUGUACGAUGAUCUUUUUAGAAAAUAUUCUGGUUUCUCGAAGAAGCUUGAUCAGUUACAGGAAGCUGCUAGCUCUCUUGAAUGUUUCAUUCAGAAUUCUCAAGAAGAGCAAAAUGAUAUUUAUUAUAAUCGUGCUACUAUGAGUGCAAGAUUAAAAGAAUAUCAACAAACUACAGAAAAAUUAGAAAGGGAUAUUACAAAUAUGCAAAUUGAUGAUCUUUACCCUAAAGAGAUAUUAAACAAAUAUCACAGUUAUUUGGAAAUGUCAGGUGAAUUAGCUGAACUUAAUCAAUGGCUUAGUCAAUAUGGGAAUUUGCCACCAAAUUUGCUGCAAGCUAAAGCUUUAGUCGAAAUUAAACGAAAGGAGUAUGAAGCUUUGGAAAAGGAUUUUUUGAAGAAAACCAAUCUUGAACAAUAAUUAUUCUAAGUUU